GUAAUCUGAAGGAAAAUGAUCCAACGGCAUCAUGUGACCUAGCCAGGUUUCUUUGUCUUCUGCCUUGUCUCACCGACCUGACGAUGAGGGAGUCUGACCAUAUAUGGCUACGUGAUGAUUUCUAUCAUGAGCUUGCUCGUCUUGCUUCUUCCUCAAAGAUUGAAAAGCUCUUUAUAGAUGGCUGUAAUCUGAAGGAAAAUGAUCCAACGGCAUCAUGUGACCUAGCCAGGUUUCUUUGUCUUCUGCCUUGUCUCACCGACCUGACGAUGAUGGAGUCUGACCAUAUAUGGCUACGUGAUGAUUUCUACCAUGAGCUUGCUCGUCUUGCUUCUUCCUCAAAGAUUGAAAAGCUCUUUAUAGAUGGCUGUAAUCUGAAGGAAAAUGAUCCAACGGCAUCACGUGACCUAGCCAGGUUUCUUUGUCUUCUGCCUUGUCUCACCAACCUGACGAUGAUGGAGUCUGACCAUAUAUGGCUACACGAUGAUUUCUAUCAUGAGCUUGCUCGUCUUGCUUCUUCCUCAAAGAUUGAAAAGCUCUUUAUAGAUGGCUGUAAUCUGAAGGAAAAUGACCCAACGGCAUCACGUGACCUAGCCAGGUUUCUUUGUCUUCUGCCUUGUCUCACCGACCUGACGAUGAUGGAGUCUGACCAUAUAUGGCUACGUGAUGAUUUCUACCAUGAGCUUGCUCGUCUUGCUUCUUCCUCAAUGAUUGAAAAGCUCUUUAUAGAUGGCUGUAAUCUGAAGGAAAAUGAUCCAACGGCAUCAUGUGACCUAGCCAGGUUUCUUUGUCUUCUGCCUUGUCUCACCGACCUGACGAUGAUGGAGUCUGACCAUAUAUGGCUACGUGAUGAUUUCUACCAUGAGCUUGCUCGUCUUGCUUCUUCCUCAAAGAUUGAAAAGCUCUUUAUAGAUGGCUGUAAUCUGAAGGAAAAUGAUCCAACGGCAUCACGUGACCUAGCCAGGUUUCUUUGUCUUCUGCCUUGUCUCACCAACCUGACGAUGAUGGAGUCUGACCAUAUAUGGCUACACGAUGAUUUCUAUCAUGAGCUUGCUCGUCUUGCUUCUUCCUCAAAGAUUGAAAAGCUCUUUAUAGAUGGCUGUAAUCUGAAGGAAAAUGACCCAACGGCAUCACGUGACCUAGCCAGGUUUCUUUGUCUUCUGCCUUGUCUCACCGACCUGACGAUGAUGGAGUCUGACCAUAUAUGGCUACGUGAUGAUUUCUACCAUGAGCUUGCUCGUCUUGCUUCUUCCUCAAAGAUUGAAAAGCUCUUUAUAGAUGGCUGUAAUCUGAAGGAAAAUGAUCCAACGGCAUCACGUGACCUAGCCAGGUUUCUUUGUCUUCUGCCUUGUCUCACCGACCUGACGAUGAUGGAGUCUGACCAUAUAUGGCUACGUGAUGAUUUCUACCAUGAGCUUGCUCGUCUUGCUUCUUCCUCAAAGAUUGGAAAGCUUUGUAUAGAUGGCUGUAAUCUGAAGGAAAAUGAUCGAACGGCAUCACGUGACCUAGCCAAGUUUCUUUGUCUUCUGCCUUGUCUCACUGACCUGACGAUGAGUGAUUCUGACCAUCUAAGGCUAAAUGAUGAUUUCUACCAUGAGCUUGCUCGUCUUGCUUCUUCCUCAAAGAUAACACCCCGUCCAACAAGUAAAGCCCUUCAAGGGUUUGUGCAGCACUCAAGUCAGAAGGCAGUGAUUGUUGAAGAGUCUGUGCAGCACUCGGGUCAGAAGGCAGUGAUUGUGGCAGAGACCGACCAAAAUGGAAGCUCUGCAAAUGGCAUUUUUGGAGCCCUUGGAGGAGAGCUGUCUUCAGAAUCCCAUGGGUUUACACUCCACAUUCCACCCGGUGCCCUUGAAGAAGAUCAGAAAAUCAGUCUUGGGGUACUGACCAAGAUUCCAAAUGGCCUCACACUGAAAGACGACGAGGUUCUUAAUGAUGCCCAUGCAUUAACGGGAAGCAGUUUCUCACAUCCAGUCAAGGACGAGGACGAUUAUGUUGUGUUUCGGCGGAGCACCCUAACAGUCUCUUGCCAGCUUGGUGAGACGAGUCCCGAGACAGAUUCUCGUCAGGCCAUUCAGCACAGCGAUUUGAGUUCGAAAACGAAAGAGAUAAAGUACUUUCCACUCAAUCUAACCGAGAGGAGUGAUGAGACAUUAGUGACGCUUAGCUUGGUUCAAACCACUACACAGAUGAUCAAAUUCAACACACAUUUCCAAGGAAUAACCGAAUCUCCGAAACCGGCGGCAUCCACAUCAGUCGACAUUGCUCCUCAAGAUGCAUCAGCAGCAGCUGGUGAGGUUUAUACAUCUCGAGCCAGAGCUCUGAGUUUCGAAGAGCAACAUGAAGAUGAAGAUGACGAGGGACAGAUGAUAGAGUCCGUUCACCAUUUUCCUCAACCGAGCGCCAGUCAGGAUGAAACUCAGGUUCAAAAUCUUGAAAGCAGAGAGGAUUCGAUUGAUGAUGCCGGCAUGACUCGGCUUGAGAAGCAUGGUAUUGAAGUAAGAAUUCCACCCAAUGAAGCUUAUAGAACGAAUGACAUCACUGUCGAACCAAUCCAUGACAUUCCACCUGAGUUGGUGUUGAAGGAAACAGAAGCAAUCAUUACCUUCGGUCUGAGAAUGUCGCCCUCAAAUGCAACCUUUGACAAUCCGGUUCGGAUAACGAUGCCCCAUUGUGGUAUAUUCACAAAGCCAGAGGCUGCGGAAGUCGUCACUUAUUAUCGCAAGAGUGCUUCUGAAAGUUUUACAGCGAUUCCUUCUACCAACGGAAGCCUACGAUGUGUUGUAAGACACCACGACCUAGAUGUCUACAUGCACCACUUCUCUGAAAUUUGGAUCGUAGCUUUAAUCAAAUGGGUAUUCAUCGGAAAACGUGUUAUUUGUACACCAUACAUCCCAGUGUCAACUCCGAGAUAUGCUAAUCACGUGUUGUUUGUCCAUGUGAGGAAUGGAAACAUUACAGAAAAGACUCUACAGGAAAGUGAGAUUCGCCAUCUGACUGAGCACAAAGUGAUGUUCACAGUGGAUACCCGAACCACUGAUGUGAAUGAAGUGAUAUUAAACUUCAUCUUAAAACAAAGCACAAAAAAGCAGAUCAUUGUUACAAUGUUCUUAGAAGAAAAAAGCGAGACAUCACAAGGAAAAACAGACCCCGCAUCCCCGAGACCGUCGGCAUCCACAUCAGUCGACAUUCAUCCUCAAGGCGCAGCAGCAGCAGCCGGCAGCGGUGAAGUCUAUACUUCUAAAGCUAAAUCUUCCGAGGAAUUCAGGGAACGGGGGUUUGACGAAAUUCUCGAGAAAGUAGCUGAGCAGAUUUACAAGAAUGCUGAGAUCAACAAACUGGGCAGGGAAUUGGAUUUUGGACCUCCUGAAAUACAACGUUACAUACAAACGAACGAAAAAUACCAAAACGUCACAUACAUGGGAACACUAAGUAUGCUCCGUGAUUGGAGGAACAGGACUUCAAGGUCCGGAGAACGUGAACAAUUGAAGAAAGCCCUGAUCGCAAUUAAUCACCAUCGUCUGGCAGACAACCUCCUGAACGACGAAAAGGCAAGUCCAUCUGCAGUAACGAGAGAUCAUCUACAACCAAAAGGGGAAGGCAUCCCAAAUAAUCCUAAGCCUGACUCUACCGAUGAAGAUGACACAAGAGGGGACAUCCAAUCAAAGAGCCAAGGUUCCAAGGAGGAAGGUCUGCUUGGACAGCCAAGGAAGAGCAAAAAGAAGACAAACCGACAGACUGACUCUACCGAUGAAGAUGACACAAGAGGGGACAACCAAUCAAAGAGCCAAGGUUCCGAGGAGGAAGGUCUGCUUGGACAGCCAAGGAAGAGCAAAAAGAAGACAAACCGACAGACCGACUCUACCGAUGAAGAUGACAUAGGAGUGGACAACAAAUCAAGGAGCCAUAGUUCUGAGAAUGACGGUCUGCUUGGACCUCCAAGGGAGACAAAAAAAGAAGACAAGCCGUAAGACUGACUCUAUCGAUGAAGAUGACACAAAAGGGGACAACCAAUCAAAGAGCCAUGGUUCCGAAGAUGACGGUCUGCUUAGACCUCCAAAGGAGACAAAAAAGAAGACAAACCGUAAGACGCCAUGUCGUUGCUGUGCCUUAUGUUAGAUCGAAAGUUGAUUUAUGGGAAAGGCAUAGAAUAAGUUGUGAGUUGACUUCAUUCUUCUCUUUUGAAAGUUGGGAAAUUCACCACGGAAAAGGAUACCCUGAGAAAAUGGAUCACUAAAUGUUCUCUCAUAGUCGAUAUAAUUAUAUGUUAAUACAAAUCUCGGACAUAAUUUCAUACCACAUUUUUAUGUAGUCCCAUACAUCCAUAUCUGAGUACGGUCCAUGUGGCUUUCAGCAAGACUAAGUCAAAAUGUUCUUAUUGAUAUGAUGAUCCCAAACCUCACUAUAUACGGUAAUGUGCAGCAUAACCUUUCCAAUAGCUUGCGGUCAUUUCCUUUGACGAUGUAAUCGUAUAACAAUAACCCACCUCCAUCUGUAAGCGAUUGUUGUAGGUUGACGAAUAUCAUUAUAUUACAGAAAGAGAAUGGAAAGAAAUAUUUGUAAUGUGUGAAAUAUCUAUACAAGAUAUGGUGCAAUAAAUGAGUCUUUCAGCGUGCGUGUAUAUAUGCAAUAUGCAUGUUUAUACAUGUGAAAUAUUAGUGUGCUACCCAAAUAUAGAAGCCGAACAAAGUGUGCAGCAAAUUAAUGAACAGUUGUUGGCAUGGGAUAAACUCAAUAAACAUUAUAUUGUGGACAUACAUAAGCGUUGAAUAUAGUUAUUUCUUAUUUGCUCUACACUGGUCAGAACAAAUGAACGUAAAGUUGUUUUUACAUUUAUAUAUAGAUUGUAAUAUUGGCGUUAAAUUAUGUUAAUUUGAUGUUCUACCCGUUGAGUCUGUUUUCUCUCAUGUUCUAACGGCACAUGUCGGUGCGAUCUUUAGAGUUAUUUUUGUUACCAUUUUACUGAUUAAACAUGUUUCAUGUACAGCUUUGCUUGCAUUUAAUGCACUAUUUACGUUAAUUGAUGUACAUG
Molecule: messenger RNA, 5026 nt
Organism: Strongylocentrotus purpuratus (purple sea urchin)
Lineage: Eukaryota; Metazoa; Echinodermata; Echinoidea; Camarodonta; Strongylocentrotidae
Exons: 22
Coding region: 84-3965 (1293 amino acids)
Biological process (GO): signal transduction
Molecular function (GO): protein binding
Source: RefSeq, a predicted model, not a curated record